Molecule: messenger RNA, 2583 nt
Organism: Neurospora tetrasperma FGSC 2508
Lineage: Eukaryota; Fungi; Ascomycota; Sordariomycetes; Sordariales; Sordariaceae
Exons: 3
Coding region: 1-2583 (860 amino acids)
Source: RefSeq, a predicted model, not a curated record
AUGGGCUCUGUCUCUCUGGACUCUGAGCAGGACCACCUCUUCUCCAACCUGGAGGAGGAGUUCCUUGCCGCCGAGGACAACGAGAGGGAGAACAAGAACGACGGUGUCGAACCUGACCUCGAUUCGCUCUUUGGGGACGCUGCUGAUGAUGAUUUGCAUUCGCUCUUUUCCGAAUCAGAGGACGACGACCAACACCAAGAACCACCAUCACAGCAUGCCUCAGGUCAUGCACCAGAGCCGGGGCCGGCCGAGUUGACGCUGCCCCAACCAUCAGCAUCAACAACCACCGGCCCCCAACCAAGCCAACAACUCCAAGACCAAGACCUACCCACGCUAUGUCCCAUUGAUCUCACACCUGACGAGCUCGAACUCCUCGAGGCCCUAACCCCGCCUUUCACGGACGGCCAAGAUGACCUGGUUGCACAGCAAGAAGGACAAUGUAUGCCCAGUGCCCCUGAUCCGCCUGCAAGUCCCUUUUCGCUUCAGGAUGGACACACUUCAGGUGGCCCAGCGGUUAGUACUCAGACUCCUUCAGAUUUACCCCCCGAGCCCGCCCUGUCGUUGGAGUCGUUGGAUUGGUUGGGGGAGGUUACGUUUGACGACGCAGACAUAGAGGCUGCUCUUGCGCAGAUGGAAAGACCUGAGCUCUUACUGAACGGGAUGGUUGACCAAGUCUCAGACCCCCAGCAGGGCGAAGGCUCUCAACAACAGCCUCAACAACAAUCCAUCUCGCAAAACCACCCCGAGAUUCCUGCACAGGACAGUGUUCCAAAUUCUAGUCCUCCUCUGGAUAACAGCCUUCCACAAGCUCAAGAGCCUUAUGCCGGUCUCCCCGGGGCCAAUGCCUUACCACAGGCCAAUGACCCAAACCUCCUCACUCCUCCUGCCAGUUCCCCGGAAAAUACACCACCAGCUUCUGCGGACAAUCAGUACAUUCGGGUGAGCGAAAUCCCCGGUUUUCGCUACGGUCACUGCUACACCAACCGAGGAGCAACCAUUACAGGGCGUAUCGAUCUCUACCCGAACCAGCUCCCGAUUCUUCUGGACUAUAUCACCCUUGACCGGAAUUCAAGAUUGUCGAUACUCUAUCGACGCCUCGAACUCAAUGACUGGCAGGGGAAAGAGCUCAACAAGGAGAUGAAGGACUUUGUGCUGAACUCGGUUUUCCAGAGCCUUGUUUACCACAAGACCCAGGGUGAUGUGAGGGGCAUGAAGAUUAUGUUGGGAGGUGCCGCAUAUUAUAUGCUCACGACCGGUUGGGGAGAAAAGUGGUUCGGUUCGACAGAGUGCUAUGUUUCGCCUGGAAAUAGGCGCCAAACCAUAUGGCCCAGAGACUCGACCAUUAUUAUGGUCCACUUCAUGGGGCUCCUCUAUCGCAUUGUUUACCAGCAACAAGUUUUCUUUCGAAAAAAGGAAAAGGACGCGGCAAGGAACAACCCGAGUGCCUUGCUGUCGCCAGAACCCUCUGAGGCAUCCGUAUCUUCACCCGCGCCAGUUGCCGAGUUGGAAGCGUUUUCACCGGAAGCAACCACUGCCUCGCCAGAAACGGGUUCUGAAGGGUCAGAGACAUGCUCCGAAGGUGUAAUGAUGACUGCAACAACGACUUCUAGCACCAGUUUGCAAGCUGUGAUGGAAAGUGUCGAGACUGGAGCGUCGAGUUCUUUAGAAAUAUCCGGCAACACGACUACAACACCUGCGAUUGAGAAUCCUUCCAAUACCGUCACUGAGAACACUCUACCAGUGGAGAUCGAGACCACGAGCGAACCCAAAAUCACCGAAACUCCUGUAUCAGUCUCCAUCCCGGGGUCAUGUACGGCUUCUGUUGGCGUCGUUACACCGGUUUUGGAAAGCACUGCCGUGGCUCCUGUCGAGACGAAGGUGCCAACCAUCGCAACCAAGACCACUCAAAUCGCCGCUCCUGCUCCCAUAGCUGUCACUCCUACCAUCACCGUUACUCCUGUUCAGACGACAGUACCAGGUAGCACAAGUACCACCACCCAAACCGUCACAUCUGCUCCCACCCCAGUAUGUAUCAAUACGAGCGUACCGAGUAUCACAACCACCAGCACUACCCAAACCGAUACUCCAAUCCCCACAACCAACAACUCCACACCAACCGCGACCUCAACCGCUACCCCUAGAACCGACCAAGACCUGAUUUUCACCGGCACUCGAAAGCGCACGCACGACGAGUUUGCCAAGGGCUGCGAGAAAGAAGUAGCCCAGCAAGCAACAACAGGUCCAGUCCCGGUCGCAACCUUCGUCCUCGACGUCCCCGACGACGCCGACCUGACCUACCACGUGCACAUGAAGAAUCGUUCGACCAACGAAGACAUCAGCCCGCCCGUGACGUACCAGCACUCCCUCUCGCCCAUUGUGAGAAGCGGGUUCUACACGUACAUUAUGAACACCAUCGGGACCAUCUGCGGCAGAACUAGCGUUUCUCCGUACAUCCAUGUCCUGUCGGCCGGCUGCCCACGGAAUGUGAGAAGUGAUGCCGAUUGGGACUCGGUGGUGAUGGAUGUGUAUAAUCAAAAGUUGGUGGGGAAGGAGGGGCCUGUUUUGGUUAUGUGUUAUGUUUGA